GAGGAAUUAUUUUACGUUCAAAUUGACUUGCCUCUAAAUACCCACCAGUCAACAAUAUUUACAGUUAAAUGAUGUCAUCGCUUUAUAAAGCUAAUUUGGCGUUACUAGUCAUAUAAAGCUAAUUUGACACUGUUUGUUGAAUUAUACCUAAGAUCUCUAUAAAAUCAAAAGUAAAAAUGGACAACCAACCCCAGGCUCCUUCAGAGACAUCGGAGGAAGGCAAAGUGAAAGUAGAAGCUUCAGCAUCAGAAAAUCAGGUUGUGUACAAACUAAGGGAUAUAUCAAAAGGAAUGGUUGAGGCGUGGAAAUCUAGGUUUCCGGAGUCUUACAAAAAUGUUCAAGUAUCCAAAGGAGAUAUAUUUGAGAGUGCACCUGCUGCUGAUGCUUUAGUCUCUCCUGCUAACAGCUUUGGUUUUAUGGAUGGAGGGAUAGACAUGGCAUAUUCCACACAUUUUGGCUGGCAAAUGCAGGAACGGUUACAAAAAGUAAUUCGAGAAGAACACGAUGGAGAAAUUUUGGUUGGUCAAGCAGUGAUUAUUCCUGCCUAUGAUGAGCAGAAACCCCCAUCAGAAGCAGACUUAAAGGGAUUCAAUGAGGGUGUCCCUAUCAAGUACCUGAUUUCUGCCCCCACCAUGAGGGUACCCCAAGGUGUGGAGGACACAGUCAAUGCUUAUCUGGCAUUUAGAGCAGUGAUACUUGCAGUACAUAAACACAAUGCCAGGAACCCCGGUGAUCAGAUCCGCAGCGUGCUGUGUCCGGGCCUAGGAACUGACGUCGGGAUGAUGGAUCAUGAUCAGUGUGCGAACCAAAUGUGUUUGGCCUAUGAGACACAUGAAUUGAAACUCCCGGAACAUCAGUUCCGGAUCCAUCCAGACAGCCUGUAUUCAAUGCAUAUGGAUCGAAACCAGAUGAUAGUGGAACGAAGAAAGCCGGAUAGGGCAAUAGUACUUGGUUGAAGCAGCAAGUCUUCCAAUCAGACAUUUAAGGAAUAGUGAAAGACCAAUCUGCAAUUCAACUGAAGUCUUAGCUUUUUAGUAUGUCUAAAAAUGAAUAUCAAAUUCUUAAAAUGAAAAAUUACCAUGUCAUUUGAUGAUUUUAAAAAAAAAAUUUACACUAAAUCUUUUGAUAUAUACAGUGAUUCCUGCUUUGUCUCUUGAUGUUUAGUAAUUCAUGUUAUUGUUUUUUAUUACUUGAUAUACAUAAGUAAAUGCUUUGUUACUUCAUAUACAAAGUCCACAUAAUGUGGGUUUGAUUACUGUGUACAGGGUUAUUUUUGCCCCCGGUUAUUUUAGUCUUUUCCAUUUGCAAACGGUUUUGUCCGUCUGAUAAGUGAGAUAAUUUGUCCAUUGGAAUUCGCCCACUCCUAAAUUUGCCCAUAGACAACAAGGGCAAAAGGGGCAAAAAUUAAAAAGGGGCCAGAUAUUUCAGUAUCCUUCUGAUAUAAAUGAAAUGUGUAAUCUGUAUAUAUGCAUGUAUUACAUACAUUGUAUAUAUUAUUAUGUGUAUCUUUGCUUGCUACCUUUAAUCCUAUAUAUAAAAAUUUACCAAUGAAUUAAUUAUCAGACAGUCCUUUUGUUUUUAAUCAUUAAAAUCCAUCAAUCUA
Messenger RNA from Magallana angulata, 1603 nucleotides. RefSeq lists its product as uncharacterized. NCBI's taxonomy places the organism in Eukaryota, Metazoa, Mollusca, Bivalvia, Ostreida, Ostreidae. The transcript is spliced from 8 exons. The coding region runs from base 177 to 956 and encodes 259 amino acids. The record is from RefSeq and is a predicted model, not a curated record.